CCUCCACGUAAAGGCGGCCGAUUCGUUUGCGAGGUAGACGCCUCCUUCGCGUGUCUAGGCGCGUUCCACUUCUUCUGUCUUCUCUGCCUUGCAACAAGUGUGCACAUUCCACGUUUUUUUUCUGUUUUCUCCUCGCUGCGACCGUGGUCGUGGCUCCUCGUUGACCCGACGUUUCGCUUUUUUACUGGCCGUGGGAGCUUUUCCGCCUCUGCGACGUCUUUUUUUUUCUCGAAUCUUUCUAGUCAAGUACUCACAGGUUUGUUCCUUCCCGACGGUCGUUAGGGGAAACUGGCCUCCGACACCGACAGGCGAUUCGUAGCCUCUCACGUUCUUUGUGUCUCGCGUCGUCUCGCCGUCCGCAAGAUGCCGACAGUCAGCGUCCCCCGUGACGAGCUCUUCAGAAGGCUCGGCCGCACAUACUCUGUCCACGAGUUUGAAGAGCUCUGCUUCGAGUUCGGCAUUGAACUGGACGAGGUCGUGGAACCGGGGAAAGACGGUUCCACCGAGACGAUUUACAAAAUCGAGGUUCCCGCAAACAGAUAUGAUCUUCUCUGCACCGAAGGCAUUUCGCGUGCCUUGUACGCCUUCAACAAUCCGGACGCGCCUCUGCCUGCGUAUCGCCUGGAGCCAGCUACGCCCCAGUUCACCAUGACCGUCAAACCUGCGGUCAACCAAGUCAGACCGUUUGUCGUGUGCGCCAUUCUGAGGAACGUGACGUUGACCAAGGCAGGUCUCGCGUCGUUCAUUGAAUUUCAAGACAAACUGCACCAUACGCUUUGCAGGCGGAGGUCGUUGGUGGCUAUUGGAACCCACGAUUUGUCGAAGAUCCAGCCGCCGUUUGUCUACGAUGCACGGCCUCCGAAGAAUUUCGAAUUCGUGCCUCUCGGAUGCGAUAGCCAGAUGAACGGCGAGCAAGUCAUGGCACACUUUUCAAGUCACUUGCAACUAAAAGCCUACCUGCCGCUUAUUCAGAACUCUCCUGUUUAUCCUCUAAUUCUCGACGCAAAGGACCGGAUUCUCUCUCUGCCUCCCAUCAUCAACUCCGAGUUCUCCAAAGUCACUGAAGACACUCGAGACAUCUUCAUUGAGUGUACCGCUGUGGACAUUACAAAGGCGCAGAUUGUUUUGAACACGCUGGUUGCGAUGUUUUCUGAAUACUGCAAAGAGCCUUAUACAGUUGAGCCGAUUCGCGUGGUUUACGAAGACCCAUCGAGUGCACCUAUAGAUCGAAGUGUGAAGUGUCAGGGCGAAGCGUCCCUGCAGAACGGCAGCGCGUCGAUGAAUGGAUGGGUUUUCCCCAGAGUCAACAGCCGAAGCAUGCCGUUCUCCCUCGACUACGUUCGCCAACUCACCGGCAUUCCUGACUUGACCGCUGACGCAUGCGCCAACCUUCUGAAGAGAAUGAUGAUUCACACUUCCAUCGAGAAGGCGACGCAGGCCGGCAUUCUGGAGGCCUCGAUCCCCAUCACGCGAAGCGACAUUCUGCACGAGCGCGACAUUGUUGAAGAUGUGGCAAUUGCAUACAGCUUCAACCGACUGCCUGUCACUCGGUCGUACAUGCUGACGGGAGACGCGCUGAAUUGUUUGUCGGAGAAAAUUCGAAAUUUCUGCACCGUGUGCGGCUACACGGAGGCCCUCAACUUCUCGCUUUCGUCUGCCGCAGAGAAUUCCUCCAGUCUCGGCAGAACGCCUGGAGACGGGAAGAGUUCUCUCUUCAAUCCCCUCGAGUACCAAGUCAAUGCACAGCCCGUGCGCCUGGCGAACUCGAAAACACGUGAAUUUGACCAAGUGCGGACGACUCUCAUUUCCGGACUCCUCAAGACCAUCGUUGCGAACAAAGGGCGACGCGAACUUCCUAUCAAACUGUUCGAGAUUGGGGACGUCUGCCUGCUCGAUUCCACCACGGAGGUCGGAGCGCGCAACUUGCGGUACUGCUGCCUCGCGUUUGCUGAUGAACACUCGUCUGGACUGGAAGAAGUCCACGGCGUGCUGGACGCCCUUUUGCAAAGUCUGCAGUUUGUUGGAGAGUACGCCAUUGCGGAAAUGGAGGCUGCCGUCGCUGCCGCUGCAGCGGCCGAGAAGGCUGGCUGCGAGCAUGCAAGCGCGCAUGCAACGGAGCAGCUCCAGCGCACGCUGUCGAGGAUUCGUGGCACGUUCAAGCUUGUGCCUUCUCACGAAGAAACCUUCCUUCCCGGUCGGCAGGUGCAAGUGGUGGCGAGUCUCAAGUCGAGUGGCGACAUGGAAAAUGUACCCGUGCUUCUGGGGGUCAUGGGGACGUUGCACCCUCACACCUUGAAGGCUUUCGGCCUCACGAUUCCCGUCUCCAUUUUCGAGCUGAACGUCGAAGCCUUUGUCCAGUGGCUCCCGGCAAUCGACCUGGUCGUCGGCUAAAGCAGCCGUUUUUGCAUGCACCCCAAAAGUCGAGGUCUCAGUGGCAGCAGAGCAGUUCUUCCGAACGUUUUCUUCGUCUCUUGUCUGCUGGAUUGGCUGGCUCUUCUUCUUGUUCCUGCUCUAGCCCUCGCUACUCGCCGAUGGGCUAGUCACCAUUGGCUAGACGCUGGUAGUCGCGUGUCUGCUACCCUGUCUAUUUGAUUCUCAAAUAGUUUACGGGUAACGCUUUGUCGAACAUGUAAAAGACGUUGUUAGUGUUGGCUGAGAAAAACGACCUG
Messenger RNA from Toxoplasma gondii ME49, 2669 nucleotides. Its product is annotated as phenylalanine--tRNA ligase, beta subunit protein. The transcript has 14 exons. Gene Ontology annotation, biological process: phenylalanyl-tRNA aminoacylation. The record is from RefSeq and is a predicted model, not a curated record. Lineage: Eukaryota; Apicomplexa; Conoidasida; Eucoccidiorida; Sarcocystidae. Gene Ontology annotation, cellular component: cytoplasm; phenylalanine-tRNA ligase complex. Bases 364 to 2391 code for a protein of 675 amino acids. Gene Ontology annotation, molecular function: phenylalanine-tRNA ligase activity; magnesium ion binding; RNA binding.